GUAGUAGGUACACAAAAUAUGAUGGAAAUGUCACAUUUGGUUCUAUUUAUUUGUGAAACAAAAAAAAUAAAUAAAGUUUUAAAUGAAAUACCUAUUGAAAAGUCUUAUAAUAAUAAUUUGCACUUCUCUAUUUUUUUGUGAAUUUUUUAUUUACUAUUUAGUAAUUAGUCAGUGCCAAUAUAAUGAUAAGAUUAAAGAAACGGAUAGGAGUAAAAAAAUCACGGCAAUGAUAAUUGCUGACACUCAUUUAUUGGGCCCGCAUAGGGGCCAUUGGUUUGAUAAGUUACGUAGAGAAUGGCAAAUGCACAGAUCCUUUCAAACAAGUAUUACGCUAUUCCAACCCGAAAUAGUUUUUAUUUUAGGCGAUUUGUUCGAUGAAGGAGAUUAUGUAAAGCAUGAUGAUUUUUAUGAAUAUGUUGAUCGAUUUCAUAGAUUAUUUUAUGUUCCUAGAGGUACCCGAAUAAUUGCGGUUCCUGGAAAUCAUGAUGUUGGAUUUCACUACAGAAUGCAUCCCUUCUUUACUGAUCGUUUUGAACAAACCUUUAAUAAUACAGGAGUUUCUUUAAUUAGUAUUAAGGAUGUACAUUUUGUUACGAUAAAUUCAAUGGCAAUGCAAAAUGACAGAUGUUACUUUUGUGAAAGUGCCAAAGAGGAACUUGAGAAAGUCACUAGAACCUUAGGAUGCUAUAAGGAACCUCAAAGUUGCGCCAGAAACACAUUUCGAAGAAAUAUAAAAUACAGUAGACCUAUACUGAUGCAACACUUUCCCACGUUUCGGGUUUCAGAUGAAGUCUGCUUAGAACACGAUUCAGAAAAAUUGGAACAGUAUAGGGAAAAUUGGGAAGUUUUAUCGAAAGAAUCAACACAACUUUUAGGAUCAGCUUUGAAUCCAAGAUUAGCAUUUGGGGGUCAUUCUCACCAUUCUUGUCGACUUAUAAAUUCAUUAGGAAUUGAAGAGUUCACAGUGGCUUCAUACAGUUGGAGAAACAAGAAUCAGCCGAGUUUUCUUUUGGCAACCUUUUCGCCAGUUGAAUAUGCAAUAUCAAUUUGUUAUCUACCUCAAGAAAAUACUAUCAUUACAAUCUAUAUAUGUGUUUUUUGCAUUUUUGGUUUAUUAAUUUUAAAAAAGUUAAGAAAAAUUUUUUUAAGGGAUUACAAGUCAUAUCAGAAAACUCAAUGAGUUAAUUAAAUUCAUUAAAAUUAAAUAUUUAAUGUUGAAAAUUUAUUUGCAAUGUUAUUUAAGAAUAAGAAUAUUUCAAAUAUAAAAUGAUUUUGCCGCAUAUAUUAUGUGCAUAAUAUGGGAAAAUAAAUUUAAAUUUCAUUUCC
Molecule: messenger RNA, 1326 nt
Organism: Condylostylus longicornis
Lineage: Eukaryota; Metazoa; Arthropoda; Insecta; Diptera; Dolichopodidae
Gene: PGAP5
Product: metallophosphoesterase 1 homolog
Exons: 9
Coding region: 83-1180 (365 amino acids)
Biological process (GO): GPI anchor biosynthetic process
Molecular function (GO): hydrolase activity
Source: RefSeq, a predicted model, not a curated record